AUGCCUAGCAAGACAGAUGGUGCAUCAAAUGGAACGGCUGAACGUUCGUUUGUCAACUUUGAUCCGGAAGAUCCGGAAUAUAUCAAAGAAUUGCAAAGGCCAGCAGCCAUUAAGGAAGAUUUAUCCGAGAUGGAAAGGCGAAAACGGGUGCAGGAAGUGUUGGAGUCGAAAAGUUUUUGCAGAGAAUUAGAGGAAUUAAUCAAGCAGGAAAGUGAAAGCCACAAAAGUGAUCCGGAUCACUUAAAAACUUUGCAGCGACUUUCUGAACUUACUCUUCCUCAUGGCCAAAUUGCAACAUCCAGUCUUCAUAACAUUGGAGUUGGAGCUGUGUUACCUAUUGCCGAUCUCAAAGGAAGUGGUAGUUACACGCGGGCUGAAAAAAUGUUCAGGAACAAAUUAGCUUCACUGUAUCGCCUAGUGGAUCUUUUCCAAUGGUCGCAGGGAAUUUACAACCAUAUCACGUUAAAAUUACCAGAUUCAGACGAGCUACUGAUUAACCCCUUCGGAUUGUUAUACCAUGAAAUUACGGCCAGUUCGCUGAUAAAAAUCAAUCUUAAUGGUGAAAUCAUUGAUCGUGGUUCCACUAAAUUAGGAAUUAAUCAAGCAGGUUAUGUUUUGCAUGCAGCAAUUCACAAAGCACGUCCUGACGUGAGAUGCGUGUUGCACAUGCAUACUGCUGUUGUAUCUGCAAUUUCAUCAAUGAAAUGUGGUCUUCUGCCACUCUCUCAGGAAGCAAUGAUCAUUGGUCCUGUAGGCUAUCAUGACUAUCAGGGUAUAUUGGAUGAUGAAUCCGAAAUGGAGUCAAUCGUCAAAGAUCUCGGCGAUAAAAAUGUGAUGUUAUUACGAAGUCAUGGAUUUGUAGCAUGUGGUGAAUCUGUUGAGGAUGCCCUACAUCUUGCUUUCAAUACGGUUUUCAUACUACGUACGAAUGGGUAUUUGGUGUGUUGCGAAACGGUGGAAGAAGCAGUAUAUGUAAUAAGAAACUUGGUUACAGCUUGCGAUCAUCAGAUCAGAGCUGCAAGGGCUGGCAUCGAAAACCUCGUUAUACCUAAUGAAAAAGCUGUUGAAAGAGUAUACAAAACAGCACGAAAAGGCGGAGGUGGUGUCGAUCGCAAUGGUGCGAAAGAUGCGGAGGGGAAGCAAAUUAAUUGGAGGAUCGGUGAGUUGGAGUGGGAAGCAUGGAUGCGUGUACUUGAUAAUGCGGGCUACCGAACGGGUCAUAUUUAUCGACAACCUCUUUUCCGAUCGAGAGCACUUCCUUCAUCAACAAAUAAUCAAAAUGAUGUUGCUGUUCCACCUAGUGCCUCGUCAAUUGGCACCGUGGAUGAAACUGAUUAUGAGUCAGUGACAGCGCAUAAGAUGGCGCUGUUGCGCAAGGAACAGGAACGGUCUCGGUGGCUCAAUUCACCGAAUGCAUAUCAGAAAAUCGAAAUCUUGGAAACAGGGACCAAUAAUCCGAAACGGAUUACGAAGUGGGUGCAGGAUGUUAGUUCACCAUCUCAAAGUGGAACCCCAGUGAAAAUUUCUUCGCCACACCAAUUCAGUCCUUUCUCUUCAAAUCCAAAGGAAUUUAAAGAAAAGCAAAAAGCAAUAAAAGAAAAUCGUCGAUUGGGAACAACUUCAGCAGGUCCACAAUCGCAAAUUUUGGACGGAGUUACAUAUGAAGAGAUUGCGCAAAUACGGGCGGAUGCAGAAACCAGUGAUAUGGGUCAGGCGGAUCGCGUAGUUAUGAUCGGUACUGCUAGCAAAGGUAUAAUUGAUCGGCAACAUCAACACAAUGCUCAAGUUUAUCGGCAGCUUUACGCACCGAAUCCAUUCGCAAGUGAAACGGAUGAAGAUAUUCAAAAGUAUAUGAAGGAAGUUGAGGCAAAAACUCCAAGACCAAGUUCUGCUGCCGAUAGUACUGAACAUACGACAUCAAGCCCACCUUUAUAUGAAAACGAUAGUCCUUCCGUCGAAACAAUAUCCUUGAUGCAAGCAGCUCGAGAACACCGUACACGUCCCACAUUUAGUGGUAUGGCUUCCGCUUCGAUUGAUGAGGAGGGAGCUCCUACUGAAAUAUCUGUUGGUACUCAUUCGUCACCCGUUGCGCAGCCUUCUACUGGUAGAGUUGGUCGCCUUACGUUGGAAACUACUUUCGAUGAGUCUGAUUUACCACAGAGUCGUUUUGUACGCAGUUCGCCUUUUGUAUCUUCAACGCUACCUUAUCCUAUUCAGUUGGAGAGGCCAAAGACGUUACCAUCAGGAGCAAAGUUCGCACGUAGUAAAUCGGAUCGUUUUGCUUCAUUGCGUAAAAAUUUGUUUUCUAAAAGAAAUGAUACUGCAGUACGGAAUUCAGAAAUGGCACUGUCUGAUGACGAGCUGAAUCAAUCGAAAGAGAGUAAAAAGAAGAAAAGGGGUUUAUUCUCGUUCGGGAGGAAAAAGAAGUGA
Molecule: messenger RNA, 2430 nt
Organism: Brugia malayi
Lineage: Eukaryota; Metazoa; Nematoda; Chromadorea; Rhabditida; Onchocercidae
Gene: Bma-add-1
Product: Adducin-related protein 1, putative
Exons: 20
Coding region: 1-2430 (809 amino acids)
Cellular component (GO): plasma membrane; postsynaptic density; cytoskeleton
Molecular function (GO): actin filament binding
Source: RefSeq, a predicted model, not a curated record